This is a messenger RNA of Oppiella nova, 1172 nucleotides long. The record is from the annotation of a GenBank genome assembly. NCBI's taxonomy places the organism in Eukaryota, Metazoa, Arthropoda, Arachnida, Sarcoptiformes, Oppiidae.
AGUGCUAAAGUAGGAGUCAUAUGAUUCAUACAGUCAUACAAUACACUGCUUAUCACUGGUUGUGGCGAAAGCUUAUCAGUCGUAAGAGUUUUUGAAUCAACUUUUGAAUACAGUUUCGUACGUUUGUGUCAUUUGAAUGUGUGUCCAGUUGUCAACACUUUAUAAUUGUGUCGAUAUUUAUAUUGUGUUCAGAAAUACAAACAGUUUAUAAGAGUUGAGUGAAAGUGCUUUCAUUUAAAGCUUAAGAAUCGACUGAUAAUUAACUCGUGAGGAAUGACUACGAAGACAACGCCGGAUACGCCGACAACGGCUGUAUUAGAUCCACACAAACGACUACUAAUCCGAAACCAAUUGCUUCUGAUCCUACACUCGAAGACAUGUCACUCGAAGUCGUGUCCCAAAGCCAACUGUUCCACUGUGAAGACUGUUCUCCAGCACAUGAAGUCAUGUACUGCCGCCAAUUCAUGUCCAGUUGCCCACUGUCUCAGCACCCGUCAGAUCAGUUCCCAUUGGCAUAACUGUGUCCGCACUGACACUACUUGUGAGGUCUGUUCCCCAUUGAAAGAGCGUUACAUCGAGCGGAAGGCCGAGUUGGCUCAGCAAAGUGGUGGCACAGUAUCCGAUGGCAAACACUGGCACUCAUGGAUAACACGUGACGUUCGCAACCGUUUGAUCGAAAAGCUGGUUCUGUCGCUCAUCUCGAGUUCAAAUGUCAAUGACUUGGAGGACAUGACUGUCAGACAUGUCUUCAACUAUGCUUUCGGUAUAGAAGAGGAUAUCUAUAAGAGCGCCGACAGUCUCGUUCAGUACACACACUUGUUUUGGCAGAAGAUCUACAUCAUUGAGAACAAUGGCAAACGCUUGAGACAACUGAGCGCUUCUGUGGGCGAUGUCACCAAAGGAUUCGAUUGUCUCGUCUUGGAAUCGAUGCUCGAGUCGGACAAUGAUUUCAGGGCUAAUGUCUUAAACUAACAAUGAAUUGAUGCUAAUGUUUGGGAAGUAAUGUCUUUCAGUACCCCUAUUAUCAACAUACUUGACAUUAAUUAAUGAAAUGAAAGUUUUUUACCAUGUUAAUUGUUUUAUCCCUUAAUAUGAGAGUAUUUUAUUUAAUUCUAACGCAAAAUCUUUUCACUAUUCAGCAAAACUAGAAUAAACUAAAUUAAACCAGCACA